This is a messenger RNA of Spathaspora passalidarum NRRL Y-27907, 3571 nucleotides long. It is a transcript of the gene YME1, whose product is annotated as i-AAA protease. The coding region runs from base 15 to 2039 and encodes 674 amino acids. NCBI's taxonomy places the organism in Eukaryota, Fungi, Ascomycota, Pichiomycetes, Serinales, Debaryomycetaceae. Gene Ontology annotation, biological process: mitochondrion organization; protein quality control for misfolded or incompletely synthesized proteins. The transcript has a single exon. Gene Ontology annotation, cellular component: mitochondrial inner membrane. The record is from RefSeq and is a predicted model, not a curated record. Gene Ontology annotation, molecular function: ATP-dependent peptidase activity; ATP binding; ATP hydrolysis activity.
ACAUCACACAAACCAUGUUGACACGAUCACUAAUAGGUAUAAGUCGUGUCGGUGUCUAUAGACGCCCAAUCACACCAGUGAUGGCACGGGUCUGGCCUAUGAUGCGUACCAUUCAAGCCAAACGUCUUGCCUCCAACUCCAUCGUCACCCUUCUCCAAUCACAAGAGCAAAUCGCCAACACAGAUUUAACUAAUACCAUGGCCCAGGCUGAAUUCUACAGACUGCUUCUCUCCAACAACUACCCCCACAUUGUCGUUCAAAGGUACGAGACCCCCGGUAUUGCUGCUAGUGCUGAAUGUACUCGUCUUUACAUUGAUGCCUUGAACAAGAUUGGGAAAAAGGGCAAGGCUGAACAAGUAUCUCGAGCAUUAAAUGAUCAGUUGGGUUCAUCUGGAGUCGUAGCUAAUAAUGCCACUGCUGGGGGCACUCCAUUACCCCAUGGGUUUGGAUCUAGAUAUGAACCAGUCCAUGUGAUUGUAAGUGAAUCACUCUUGACUAUAUUGAGUAGAUGGCUUAAAUGGUUAAUCCCAGUGGCAUUAAUAACUUAUGGUGCCACAAAUGCAUUUAAUUACCUUGUUGAAAACAAUACCAUGUUCAGAAACACCGAAGUUCCAGAUAAACUGGUGGAUGUGUCUCAAUCCACCGUGAGAUUCAAAGAUGUUCAAGGAUGUGACGAAGCCAGAGCUGAACUUGAAGAAAUUGUCGACUUUUUGAAGGAUCCUUCCAAGUUUACCGGAUUGGGUGGGAAAUUACCCAAGGGUGUUUUACUUACUGGUCCUCCAGGUACAGGUAAGACUUUACUUGCAAGAGCCACUGCUGGUGAAGCGGGAGUUCCCUUCUUUUUCAUGUCCGGGUCAGAAUUCGACGAGCUUUACGUUGGGGUAGGUGCCAAAAGAAUAAGAGAGCUUUUCACUCAAGCCCGUGAAAAGUCACCCGCAAUUAUAUUUAUUGAUGAACUUGAUGCCAUUGGAGGUAAGCGUAACCCCAAAGACCAGGCAUAUGCUAAACAAACAUUGAACCAGUUGCUUGUUGAAUUAGACGGGUUUUCCCAAACUGAAGGUAUCAUUAUCAUUGGAGCCACUAAUUUCCCAGAAUCUCUUGACAAAGCAUUGACCCGUCCCGGUAGAUUCGAUAAAGAAGUUGUAGUUGAGCUCCCAGAUGUCCGUGGUAGAAUUGCCAUUUUGAAGCACCACAUGGAAAACGUCGAGACUGCCGAUGAUGUUGAUCCCUCCAUCAUUGCUCGUGGUACACCUGGUCUCUCCGGGGCUGAAUUGAUGAAUUUAGUCAAUCAAGCCGCAGUCCAUGCCUCACAAUUGUCUGCUCCUGCCGUUGACAUGAACCAUUUCGAAUGGGCCAAGGAUAAGAUCCUUAUGGGUGCCGCCAAGAAAAAGAUGGUCAUCACCGAGGACUCCCGUAUUAAUACCGCCUACCAUGAAGCGGGCCAUGCCAUUAUGGCAAUGUACUCCCCAGGAGCUACUCCUUUAUAUAAAGCCACCAUUCUUCCUCGUGGUCGUGCUCUUGGUAUCACAUUCCAAUUACCGGAAAUGGAUAAGGUCGACAUGUCUAAACGUGAAUGUCUCGCCCGAUUAGAUGUCUGUAUGGGUGGUAAGAUUGCUGAAGAGAUGAUUAACGGUAAGGAAAAUGUCACUUCAGGAUGUGCCUCCGAUUUGGCCAAUGCUACUAAUGUUGCACGCGCUAUGGUUACCAGCUAUGGUAUGAGUGAGAAGAUUGGACCAGUGCAAUUGUCGGAAAACUGGGAAAGUUGGUCCCCUGAUAUUCGUAACAUGGCCGACACCGAAGUCAGAGAUUUCUUGAUCUCUAGUGAAAAUAGAGCUAGAGAUGUGUUGACUAAGAAGAAACUCGAGUUGAAGAGAUUGGCUGAGGGAUUGUUAGAGUAUGAGACCUUGACUAGGGAAGAAAUGGAGAAGAUUGUCAAAGGCGAGCCAAUCAACAAGGAGAAGACAAUGAGCAAUACUGUUAUUAAGAGCAAGGCAGAUAUAAAGGGAUUGAGCAUACCGAAUGCAGCCAGAGAUGCCUAGUGUAAUUUAAUUUUAUAAAGAUGCACACUGUUUAUAGCUUUGUAUGAUUAUACAUGAAAUACCAAAGUAACUCUGGCGAUUUACCCGCUGUGUGUAACCAUCCUUCUAGUGCAUGGCAAAUUCAUUAUAUUAGAGUUCGUGCAUCCUGGACUUGUAUGUUCAAUUCCACUUUAAGCUGAUUGCCUCGAUGACUCGAAAUUUCAUUUCAAAGAUGUGCAAUUGUUGGAACCAGUUUGGUAAGAAAAUCAAAACACAACUAUCGGAUUAUCUUAGUUAUUAAUACUUAUUCAAAACUGAUAAAGAGUUGAAACUUAUAUCACGCUAGUCACCGAAUCCAGUUGAUACAUCUAAAAAAAAAGGUAUUGAAUAGACAAUACAGCGUAAAAGAAAUUCAAUCUUGAUUUGGUGAUAGUAGUAGGUAGCAACUGAAUUACGGGAUGCAUAAUCCCGAAAAGAAUUUCAUUUUGCAACCAAAAACAAGUGCUCGUAACCAAAUAAAGCUCUAAAAAUCGAACCGGUUUCAUUCUAGAUUUAGAGGUGCCGAUAUUGUGAUUGAUAGGAUAUGAUUGGCUAAUUCCCACUUUUCAGAAUUCGUAAGUUGCUAAUUAAUAGCAAUCAAUAUGGUGAUGUGAUCGACAGAAGUAGUUAAAUGUCUAAACAUCAACAAAUACACUUUUGUCACUUUCAUUGGACUUAAGCAACCUUAAACAUUCGAUGGUUGGAAUGUUUAUGAUGUGGAGAAUUUGGAAGUGCUCAUUUUCAAGAGUACCUUUUGUCAAUAUGAUAAGGAAUCGUACAACGUGAAUAUGAAUGUGUUUUCAAAGAUUGCUAGCUUAUACUAUUCUAAUCCCUUUUUUCUUUCUAUUGUAGGAGUCGUGCUUGUCUUAAACUCCGUUCGAUUAUGUGUUUGACUUCGGAAUCACCACAUUUGGGGAGAAAUUGUCCCCCCACCCCCCUUACAAUAAUAGCAAUUUAUAAUUCCCCUGUAACAACGUCAAUUAACUUAAGCGAAUAGACGUCGUGUGGGCUUGUAUAACAAUGGGUGGGGUGGUUCGUUUCAUAUCGUGCAAGAUUUCGGUUAUACCUCGGUAAACCACUAAAUUCAUGUGAAUGCUGAAAAAACCGUUCAUCCGAUUAGUCCACAUAAUAGCAAUCUUUCGAUACUGCGUAGGAUCUUUAUUGCACCAUCAAUCCAUGGGGACUUCAAAUCGAACCAUCAUCUUUCAAGGAAACUGCAUCAUGUCGUCAAUUUGAAGUUUUGCAUGGAAAAGCAUGGUGUAAUCUUCUGCACAAAAAAUCCCCCAUUGAAUUUCCAAGCCCUUUCAGAUGACUCUAGAUGACUCAACUGCCUAAUCAUCCCCAAAUUCCCCAAAGUUCAACAUAUAAGAGCACCACUCAACAAACUCUCGAUGUUCACCAGUUGAACCUGUUAAUAUAUUAACUACACACGACAGAUACACGCAGUUCAGACGGUUAUGAAACUGGUGGGGGGUGCUGCUUAGCAAUGGUACCGACGUUAGCCGAAUAGCACU